Messenger RNA from Anoplophora glabripennis (Asian longhorned beetle), 2010 nucleotides. Its product is annotated as E3 ubiquitin-protein ligase MYCBP2-like. Bases 1 to 2010 code for a protein of 669 amino acids. The transcript has 7 exons. NCBI's taxonomy places the organism in Eukaryota, Metazoa, Arthropoda, Insecta, Coleoptera, Cerambycidae. Gene Ontology annotation, cellular component: nucleus. The record is from RefSeq and is a predicted model, not a curated record.
AUGGGGAAGAGUCACAUAAAUAUUCAUAACAAAUGUACUACUAAAAAGAAAAAUUAUGGUUCAAAAGCUGAAUCACCAUCCGUUGUUAUGUUAGAACCCCAUAAUAUUAUGAGAAAUAAUGCAAUGUUUCUCCUAGAUGUAGCAAGUUCAGCUGAAUCUAAUAUGAGGAGGACGAGAAGAUCAUCUGUAACUAUUAUGCCAUCAGUUUCGGAAAAUAGUUCUCCACCUGAACCUACAGGACCUUUUGGACCACUUCCACCCUUUCAAUGCCUAAGUAUUUUAGAUGGAAAUUUUUGUAAUAAUGAAGACUUAUUUUUUAAUGGCUAUUUAAAUAAUUAUACUAUUCAUGAAACUUCUGGAUCAUCAUUUCAAAGGCCUCUUUCCGAAGUAACAAUGUCAGAUAAUGAUCCAGAUAACAAUAAGGGACUAAGAUUUCAUAGAUCAGUAUCAAUGGGUACAAAUGGAAUUCCGUGGUCUAAGUCUGGAUAUGAAAAUAGAAUGACAACAGUGAGAAAAAGAAAUAAUAGUAAUUAUGAAAUCACUAAUAAUGAAAGUGGCUCUUCUUUACUAUGUAACCCAUCAAAAGCAUUACAGAAACUGAUUAAUCAGAAAGAUGAUAACGAUUCCUUUGUAAAUAGUGGAAACAAUAGUGCAAACGUGAACAAUUUUAAAUUACUUCAAAGGCCAGUCUUGCAGUUUAUUUUACAACAUCACAAUUUGGAUCUACUACAAUUUUCUAUGAAAAGAGCACUCAGGAAAGCGAUGUGUAGAGUAUAUGCAAUGGAAGCUCUGAAUUGGUUAUUACGUUCUGUUACUCAACCAGUAUGCCUUCACGACCUUUUGUGGUGGUUUGUUACAUCCCUUACACCUGUCGAAAUAGAUACAGAAUCAGAAGAUAACAGGCCACUGAAAAAGGAAGAUGAACAGGAUACGACCGUUUGUGAACAUCCUCUAUCUGAUAUAAACAUUGCCGGAGAAGCAGUCCAUCCAUUACCUAGUACUUUUCACUCAUUACUACAAACUAUUGCUGAUCUUAUGGUAUUACUGCCUAUGGGUUCUGCUCUUCAACAAAUGGCAGUUCGGUGUUGGGGAAUACGAUUUACUUCAACUGACCAUUCUUUCUUACAUCGGUCACAAGUAUUUAGUAAUAUCAGUAAAAUUUUGUCUAGAUCUGAAGAAAUUGAGGCGUUCACAAUGCAUGAGAGUUAUCAAAAGAUAUUACAUGAGGAGGUACCAUCUGUUGAAUGUUUAAAGGAUUUGACGUCUAUGGUAGAAAUUAAAGCUUCAAGUCGACAAGCUAUGGUAGGAAGUUUAAUUGAUAACUCUACUGAAACAUUUUGGGAAUCUGGAGACGAAGAUAGGAACAAAACAAAAAUUAUAACAAUUAUUUGCAUUCAUGGUCAUCGUCCUACUUUGGUUUGUGUCCACAUCGACAGCUGUAGAGAUAUUGGGAAUAAGGUAUCAUCAAUUACGUUUUCCUCGGGGCAAAACACUGAUGAAUUAAUAAAACUAAGAACGGUGGAAAUUGAUUCUCGACUACUCGGUGGAUGGGUUAAUUGUCCUAUAAUGGGGAAUACUGUUGAGGCAAGACGAAGUAUUCUGAGGGAAGUUUUUAGAAAGGAGAGAUUAAAUCUUGCUGCGGCGCCUCAAAUUGUAUAUUUGGACGCUGAAAAUGAAUUUAUGAUCUGUUCACGGAAAAUCGAAGAAUUAAAUUUAGCUAUUGUUAACUUUAAUCAUAAUAAUAGGCAAAAAGACUUCAAGCGAAUUUAUUCUCGUCUGUUGCACGUCUCUUCGAGAUUGGCUAGAGUUUCUAGUCAGGACGAACCUCAGAUGAAGGUAAGGUCUGAUCUGCAGGCACGAUGUGCUCAACUUAUAGAUAAUCUCAACUUGGUUUAUGAAGGGUUAUCUACUAGUCAAGCUGAAGUGCAAGGAGGUGCUUCAACUAUAGGGAAAAUUCCGCAACGUUCACUGUUGGAUCAGGACAUUUGUCUUAUACCAGAGAUAGUCUAA